UUUUAGCCGGAGGAAGAGAGAAAAGAAAGUGCCAGAGUGGAGUGAAGGAAGGAACGGCGGCGGGUUUCUUAUAUAUGCAGUAUAUGAGUGGAAAUGGAGGUGGUGGUUCCCCCGGUGGAGGAGCUCUGACGGUGGUCGGAGUGAAAAUGGAUUCCCGGAGCAAAGAGUUGUUGACAUGGGCUCUGGUUAAAAUUGCUCAGCCGGGAGAUUGCGUCAUUGCUCUUCACGUUCUCAAUCCCAAAAUAGAAGAUGAUGAAUCAGAGCUGCUGUCAUUGGUGAAGACGUUUGAUUCAGUGCUGGCCGCUUUCGAAGGCUUCUGCAACUUGAAGCAGGUUGGUUUGAAGUUAAAGGUAUGUAGAGGAUCGCCUAACCGUGUAGUCCUAGCCCAUGAAGCAAAAAAUUUACGGGCUAGAAAUUUGGUAGUCGGCACUUCAUACACCUACCAUACUGUCCUCUCGUCGGUUUCAGUUGCAAAGUAUUGUGCCCGGAAUGUUGGAAAGGCCAUCACAGUCACUGCUGUUAAUGACGGAAAAAUCGUCUUCCAAAGGACACCACCACCACUUGCUUCGGUUGGCCAAACAGGUCAUUUUAAUGUGCCCCAGAAGAGUUUUAAUAAUCUAGCUGUGGUCACUGUCAAGUGUAUGGAUCUGCAUGACUCAAAGAGAGGAUGGUCAUUGCUAAGAAGAUUGCAUCUUCAAAGCCAGAAGAUAAUUAGUCCAACCAAUCUACAAAGCGGGCACUCUUUUGCAACUAUUUACCCUGAUCACAAACAUGAUAUUUGUGAGGAAAAAGGAGAUGGUGUAAAUGUAUACACUUCAAGUGGAAGUAAUUCUCCUAAACUUCCUAGGGAACUAGAGUGUAUUUCCAAGAAGUAUACAUCCAUCUGUAGAUUCUUUAGCUACCAGGAACUUUUGACAGCAACAACUAAUUUCACACCAGAGAAUUUGAUCGGAAAAGGUGGGAGCAGUAUGGUUUACAGAGGACACCUUCCUGAUGGACAGCAAGUAGCUGUUAAGUUACUGAAACAGUCAAAAACAAUGGUGGCUCAAUUUUGUUCAGAAGCAGAGAUUCUUACAACUUUGCACCACAAAAACAUAAUAUCACUUUUAGGGUUUUGCAUCCGAGAAGGCAGCCUUUUGCUGGUUUAUAAUUUCUUGUCUAGAGGAAGCCUUGAAGACAAUCUCCAUGGUACACAAAAUGUUGGGAGUACAUUUGACUGGAAGGGCAGGUACAGCGUUGCUUUAGGUAUUGCAGAGGCAUUGGAUUACUUGCACAAAUUACCCGAAAAACCUGCCAUUCAUAGGGACGUUAAAUCUUCAAACAUUCUUCUUUCUGAUGACUUCAAACCACAGCUCUCUGAUUUCGGGCUCACAACAUUAGCUUCUUCAAAUUCAACAUCAUGUUACUUAGAUGGCAUCGACGUUGCUGGAACAUUUGGCUACUUGGCUCCAGAGUAUUUUACACAUGGAAAAAUAAGUGAAAAAAUUGAUGUCUAUGCAUUUGGUAUCGUGCUGCUUGAGCUUUUAUCUGGUAGAAAGCCAAUUGAUAAUAGGAAUACUAAGGGGCAGACAAGCUUGGUAUUGUGGGCAGAAGAAAUACUGAGGGAAGGAAAAGCUACAUCAUUGCUUGAUGUAAGCUUGGUUGAGACAUAUGACCCUGAUCAGUUCGAGAGAAUUAUUCUGGCAGCACAACUGUGUAUCAAACGUGAUCCAAUACUUCGUCCCGCAAUGAACCUUGUGGUUAAGCUUCUCCAAGGCGAACCAGAUGCCAUCAAUUUGGGAAGGCAACAUGUAAAUGGCUUAGAGGAAUCAAAUGGUGUAAAACAUGGAACCAACAACAUCCAAUCCCUGAUUAAUAUUGCUCUACUGAAUUCAGGAGACGAUAAUGUUCAUAACAUCUCCGUAGAGUCUUACUUGCAAGGAAGGUUGAGCUGUUGUUCCUCAAGCUUUGGUUAGAUAUUAAAAACAUUAUGGUUUCUCCUCAACAUAUUUUUCCCUUAGAUGGAUCCAGCAUUAU
Cuscuta europaea is the source of this 2016-nucleotide messenger RNA. The record is from the annotation of a GenBank genome assembly. NCBI's taxonomy places the organism in Eukaryota, Viridiplantae, Streptophyta, Magnoliopsida, Solanales, Convolvulaceae.